Molecule: messenger RNA, 2152 nt
Organism: Dimorphilus gyrociliatus
Lineage: Eukaryota; Metazoa; Annelida; Polychaeta; Dinophilidae
Source: the annotation of a GenBank genome assembly
AGACAGCUUCAAAAUGGCUACCAAUGAACUACAGUGCGUAAAUUGUUUAGAUAUUUGGAAAGAUGAUGAAUCUGUAUUUCUGUUUUGUCAACAUGUGAUUUGUUUAAAAUGCAUAGAUAGAUUAGAAAGAAGAAAUUUUGAAAUUAUUUGUCCUCAGUGCAUAGAAACUGGAAGAAUACCUGGAAAUCAGGUAAACAAAUUACCAAAAAGUUUUUUUAAACCUUCAAUACAACUACCGCCAUCUAUAGGCAAUAAUUUGUGUAAAAUUCAUCAAGAGGAAUUAUUACUCUAUUGUCAAACUGAAAAUAUUGAAAAUAUAUGCCUAAAAUGUUUAGAUAAAGAUCAUAAAAAUUGCAAAAUUUUUUCAAUGUCAAAAUUUGAAAGCAGAAAACAACAAAUUGAAAAUUUCCUUAAAGAAGAAACAGAGAAUGAAGAAAAUCUUCAAAGAAAAAUUGAUGAACACGAGAAAAAAGCAACAGCAAAACUUCAAAAUGAAUUUCAAAAUAUUAGAAAAAUCAUUAAAAAUACAAAUAAAACAAGACAGAAAUAUUAUAAUUCAAUUUUUAAUGAAAAUAUUGAAGUUGAAGAUUUUUUACAUAAUUUUAAAAAGUUAGAAAUACAAAUUGUUGAAAAUAUACAAAUAAAUUGCCAUAUUCAAAAUAAUUCCAAUGUUAUGAAAAGUAUUGAUAUUGCUGGAAAUUUAUUGGAAAUUCAAACGGAAAAUUCCUGUCAGCAGACUGAUGAAGAUAAAAUAAAAAAUUCAUCAAAUUUGAUUGACUUGUCAAAGAGAUUUGUUGGAGAGAAAGAAUUGAGAAUAAUCUGGAAAACUAUACAACUUUCUAAGCAUAAAACAGUAAAUGUUAAUUUGGAGAAUUGCUGCAAUUUAGAAAAGGAAUUGAGCAUUAAAAUUGGAAAUCUCUUGAAACAUUGCUCAACCAUUGAAAGUAUCAAUCUUGGAUAUAAUAAAACAAUGGAUAAUGGAUUUUUUAACAUUUGCAAUGGACUUGAACAAUCAUUCAAUACUUUGAAAAAUAUCAACCUUUUUAGUUGUAAUUUGAAUGAUGAACAAAAUAGAAUGGUUGGAAAAUUGUUUAAAAAAUGCUCUCAAUUAGAGACAAUUCAUCUUGGUGGAAAUCUAAUGAUGGAAAAUGGAUUAUUACAGAUUUGCGAUGGACUUGAACAAGCUGUGAGCACUUUGAAGGAUUUGAAUUUUAUUUGGUGUAAUUUAAAUGAAGAACAUUGUAAGCAUAUUGGCAAACUACUCAAACGUUGUUCAAAAAUUGAAACCAUUAAUAUCGGAGGAAAUGAAAAUAUGGGAAAUGGUCUAUCAAAUAUUUGCAAUGGACUCGUCCAAUCAUCGAAUUCUUUAAAACAUGUGAUAUUUUUCUGGUGUAAUUUAAAUGAAAAUGAAUGUAAAAUGAUUGGAAAUCUAUUUGAAAAUUGUUCAAAUAUAGAAACAAUCAAUUUUGAAUGGAAUCAACAAAUGGGAAAUGGAUUAUUUGAUAUUUGUAAAGUACUCCUUCAAUCGUCAAAUUCUUUAAAAGAGAUAAAUUUUCUUUGGUGUGAUCUGAAUGAGCAACAAUGCAGAAAGAUUGGAAAAUUGUUUGAAUAUUGUUCCAACAUUGAAAAAAUCCAUUUUGGAGGUAAUGGAAAUAUGGGAAAUGGAUUAUUUGAUAUUUGCAGCGGACUCGUUCAAUCUGCAAACAAUUUGAGGGUUGUUAACUUUCUAGACUGCAAUUUAAAUGAAGAAGAAUGCAGAAUAAUUGGAAAUCUUUUGAAAAAUUGCUCCAGAAUAGAAGUAAUAAAUUUAAAACGAAAUCAACAGAUGGGAAAUGGAUUAUUUGAAAUUUGCAGUGGACUUAUCAAAUCCUCCAGUCAUUUGAAGGAAAUGGAUUUUCUCGGUUGCAAUCUAAAUGAAGAACAGUGUAAACAAAUUGGAAAUCUGUUAAAAUAUUGUUUUAAAUUAGAGAUAAUUAAUUUAAAACGAAAUCAACAGAUGGGAAAUGGAUUAUUUGAUAUUUGCAGUGGACUUGUUCAAUCUGCAAACGCUUUAAAGGAAAUUAAUUUCCUUGGUUGUAAUUUGAAUGAGGAGGAAUGUAAAAGAGUUUUGAACAUGUUUAAAAAUUUCUCAAAAAUUCAAAUAGAAUUUUAA